GUUUGUCUGUCUGUAGAGAUUGAUAUUGAAAUAGUUUAUUUUUCUUGACGAUCGAAGGCCCGAAGCAAACCCAAGGUUCACAUUUCGAUCGAGCGAGAGAGAGAUUUGUCGGAAUUCAACGUGAUCUUUAUUGAUCCAUCAACAUGAGUUUUCUAUUCGGCAAGAGGAAGACACCUGCAGAACUUCUACGGGAAAAUAAGAGGAUGUUGGACAAAUCUAUUAGAGAAAUAGAUCGGGAGAGGCAAGGCUUACAAGCACAAGAGAAGAAAUUGAUUGCAGAGAUAAAGAAAAGUGCCAAGCAAGGACAGAUGGGAGCUGUUAAGGUGAUGGCAAAAGACCUUAUUAGAACACGGCAUCAGGUCGAAAAGUUUUAUAAGCUGAAAUCUCAACUCCAGGGUGUAGCUCUUAGAAUUCAGACUUUGAAGUCAACACAAGCUAUGGGAGAGGCAAUGAAAGGUGUGACAAAGGCAAUGGGUCAGAUGAAUAGGCAGAUGAACUUGCCAUCGCUGCAGAAAAUAAUGCAAGAAUUUGAGAGGCAGAACGAGAAGAUGGAAAUGGUUACUGAGGUCAUGGGAGAUGCCAUUGAUGAUGCUUUGGAAGGGGACGAGGAAGAAGAAGAAACAGAAGAGCUAGUGAGUCAGGUUCUUGAUGAGAUCGGAAUUGAUAUAAAAUCAGAGCUUUUGAAUGCACCAUCAUCUGCUGUAGCUGCCCCAGCUGCAAAUAAUAAGGUUGCACAAGCUGAAGCAACAGGAAGUGAUGACACUGGGAUAGACAGUGAUUUACAAGCAAGGUUAAACAAUUUGAGAAAAAUGUAGUAUUUUACUUGAAAUACGAAAAAUUGGUAUGCGCUUGUAACUUGUGUGAAGACUUUGUCAAUUCAUGGUUUGGUACAGCUUAUAUAUUACAAUGAAACUACUUUUGAUGCUUCAUAUUA
Molecule: messenger RNA, 934 nt
Organism: Camellia sinensis
Lineage: Eukaryota; Viridiplantae; Streptophyta; Magnoliopsida; Ericales; Theaceae
Product: vacuolar protein sorting-associated protein 2 homolog 1
Biological process (GO): vacuolar transport
Source: RefSeq, a predicted model, not a curated record